GUACGGUUAUACGGGGUUUAUACAACUUUGGAUAAUAUCCGAGUUCACCGAAUAAUAUUAUUUUCGUUAGCAACGACUCGUCAAAAUGUCGAAGGGAACAACAAUAAAAGAUGCUAUCGCCAAGUUUGAGGAAAAGGAAGGCUGCAAAGCAAGUGAAGCUGCACAUGUGGUCAUGUAUGCACAAAUUCCACCAGUAGAAAAGAUGGAUGCAUCACUGUCAACAUUGGCAAAAUGCGAGCAUCUGGCACUUUCCACAAAUUGUAUUGAAAAAAUUGCAAACCUGAACGGUCUCAAAAACUUGAAGAUUUUGUCUUUGGGAAGGAAUAACAUAAAAUCUCUAACUGGAUUGGAAGCUGUAGGUGACACUUUGGAACAACUCUGGAUUUCCUACAACAGAAUAGAAAAGUUAAAAGGUGUAAAUGUUCUUAAAAAGCUCAAGGUUUUGUACAUGUCAAACAAUGAGGUCAAGGACAUGAAUGAGCUCGUAAAACUUGAUGAUUUGCCAUGUUUGGUAGAGCUGGUUUUUACUGGUAAUCCUUUACAGGAAAGUUUUGGUGAUGAUGCCACCUACAGGACAAAAGUUUCUGAAAAGUUGAAAAAGAUUAAAAAGUUGGAUGGUGUUCCAGUUAUCAGAGAAAAUGAUGAUGAUGAACAAUAGUGAUGUUUAAAUAAUAAAAAAACAAAAACAUUUUGUUUUCAUGUCCUUCCAACAGAAAUUUAUUUCAUUUGUGAUGAGAUGCUGUUCUAAUCUGUUGUUUUGAAAUGCUGAGCAGCAAACAUUAAAUGAUGACAUCAUGUACAUCUAUAUCUAUCUUGGCAUUAAAAAAACAACAACAAAAAACAAUAUUUAACAAAAUAAAUCGGUAUUUGAAUUUGAUGAGUUUCUUUAUUGUGGGUGAAAUAUAUCAAUUUAAAAAUGUUGGGAUCAUCAAAAGUGUUAAUAUUAGAAAUAUUUUACUUGUUUAAAGAGAAAAAUGUUAUUGUUUUGAUGUUUAAAUCUUACUUUGUACUUUACUGAAGCUGGAGGAUUUCAUUGAUUUUCACCAAAAAUAUUGAUAUCAAAAAUAUUUCACUUGUAUAAAAUGAAACUGAAUGAUGUUAAUGUCUGAAAUGAACCACACUGAAAGGUGAGGUUGAUUUCUCCAUAAUUAUUACCUAAAUGUUGAUAAACAGUAUUUUACUGCUGUUAAGUUAAAACUGUGCUGGAUUUACUCUUACUUAUGUACAUAUACAUGGAAUAAAGUAAUAUUUUGAGAUAUUAUCUAAUAGUUUGUUAAAUUACAGUCAUUGCAUGAAUGUUAGGUUUUAUACUGAUAUUCUACCUUAAAGUGGGAUUAUUGAUUUUUUUUGUUAUUUGUACUAAGUAUUUUUUUCUUUUAAAAAUGUAUAUAUACAGCUACAGGCAUUUUUGCAACAUGUGUCUAAGUUUUAUAGAUAAGACUUCCCCCAUUAAGUCUUGCUGACAUUGAUAUAUUAUAAAAAGUUAGGUAAAUAUGUAAAGAAUGGAUAUUUUUAUCAUAACAAUGCAUACUUUGUUGUUAAUAUUAUAUAAUAUAUCAUUUUGUUUCUCUGUGCUUGCUUUUUUGCAUUGGUUAAGCAUUUUAAGAGUUGCAGGGAUGUACUGUAAAAAAAAUAAAAAAAAAACAUUAAUAAAAUAUUUUUACAAAUUC
Messenger RNA from Ruditapes philippinarum (Manila clam), 1670 nucleotides. RefSeq names its product dynein axonemal light chain 1-like. The transcript has 9 exons. The coding region runs from base 86 to 658 and encodes 190 amino acids. NCBI's taxonomy places the organism in Eukaryota, Metazoa, Mollusca, Bivalvia, Venerida, Veneridae. Gene Ontology annotation, molecular function: protein kinase binding. Gene Ontology annotation, cellular component: cytoplasm. The record is from RefSeq and is a predicted model, not a curated record.